Messenger RNA from Candoia aspera, 1649 nucleotides. RefSeq names its product myocyte enhancer factor 2B (gene MEF2B). Gene Ontology annotation, biological process: positive regulation of transcription by RNA polymerase II. Bases 219 to 1430 code for a protein of 403 amino acids. Lineage: Eukaryota; Metazoa; Chordata; Lepidosauria; Squamata; Candoiidae. Gene Ontology annotation, molecular function: DNA-binding transcription factor activity, RNA polymerase II-specific; RNA polymerase II cis-regulatory region sequence-specific DNA binding; protein dimerization activity. The record is from RefSeq and is a predicted model, not a curated record. The transcript has 9 exons.
AUUUGCCGAGGUAGCAGCGUUGGUGCGUUUUGCAAAAUAAUACUACUUUGCAUUGUUCUUCUUAGUAUUUUGCAAUUAACGCGAUGCUGUUCGCAAGAACAGAAGUUUAUCUGGCACUGGCGACGGGGUUUGGGCAGAGCGUUUGCUGCUGAAGGAGGGAGAUUGAAAACACGAGCAGCAACUCACCUGAGCGCAGCUCUCUCAUCCCCCAGACUGCAAUGGGCCGAAAAAAGAUACAGAUUAGCCGAAUCCUGGACCAACGGAACCGGCAGGUCACCUUCACCAAGAGGAAGUUUGGCCUGAUGAAAAAAGCCUACGAGCUCAGCGUCCUUUGCGACUGCGAGAUCGCCCUGAUCAUUUUCAACAGCACCAACCGCCUCUUCCAGUACGCCAGCACAGACAUGGACAAGGUUCUUUUGAAGUAUACCGAGUACAGUGAGCCCCAUGAGAGCCGAACCAACUCCGAUAUUCUGGAGACCCUGAAACGAAAGGGCCUGGGGUUGGAAGGUGCAGAAGUGGAUCUUGUAGAAGCUUUGGACCCGGCCGAGAAACUGAGGCAGCUUGGUGAAGGAAUGGACCUUAGAUUAGCACGACCCAAACUUAGCUCGGCAGCUUCCCUGUCUAGUCUCGAGGGGGCAUCCGUGGGAACCCCCCCAUCUGGAGGCGAGGGUGGGGCAGGCAGUUCAGGAGAAUCUCCUCUUCAACAGAGUCGUCCGCAGCAGUUCAAGCCAACUCCUCCCAAGCCCACCUUCCCUUCAGUGCGCUCCCCAGGAACUCUUGGACCGGGUAUCGGAUACUCAAUCUUCUCCCAUAGCAACCUCAGCCGUGUGUUGUCAAGCAAAACUCCUCCUCCACUCUACCUGGGGGCUGACUCCCGUCGGGUGGAAGGACACCCGUCUGCAAGCAGGAACAGUCUAACAUCAGCUCGCACGUUGUAUCCUGGGUUUCAGAACCUGAGUCCUGUAUUGCCCGCUGGAAGUCUCCCUGGACGUGGGCUACCAGGUUACUCCUUCCUCUCCUCCAGCCCGUCAGAAUAUACUGUGGGGGAAAGCACCGCACACCCCUUUGGCUUCCAAGGAAACACCACGGCCGUGUGGCAACACCGAGAAUAUCCAGUGCCGGGAACAGCGGGUCAGAUUUGUGACCAGACUACGCUAGCCCCCGGCUCACCUUCCUUGCACGCACAAAUCAGUGUGAAGUCGGAGCGGGCUUCCCCCACCGCCAGCUGUUCCUCGGCUGCUCCCCAGCUCUCCACAUCUGUGCGUUCCAACCUUUGCAAUGUCCCCAUGGACCUCCAUCCACAGGAAGAUUAUAUCAAGGGUUAUCAUUACUCGUUCCUUCUCUCCAGGCCUCUGGCAGAAGAACAGAAGCAAUCCAGUGUUCCCUCCCAUCGCCUGCCGCUGUCUGCUACAGAGGAGUGGCAGAAAUAAUCAGGAGCUCAGCUUGUCCACAUGUACUCAGUGGAUGUGGCUGUAUGUUCGAGUGUGCAUAUGUGCAAGAGAAAAAGAAUGAAUGCCCAUCCAAAUUGCGUUCACCUGUCAAUCGUAGCGGGGCCAAAGUAGGGAAACAACUGAUUGCAGAAUUGUACAUGCAAGAAAAGCCUCUUCCCCAUAAAAGAAAAACUCAGGGUAGAACAGAGAGCAGGUUAU